AUGUCGAAUUUUCAACGAACAAGAAGUAAGGUGUGGUGGGGUGAUUCACCACCGACUGUCAGCAGUCCUGUGGCUGAACCUGCUUGGAGUCCAAAUAACCGAGCAGAUCAAAAUUGGGAGCCUCAAUUGCCGCACUGGAUCGCUAACCAACCCGAACAAAGAAACAACAGCGUUGAUAACAUAGCAAGAGCGAACAAUGCUCCCAACCAAUGGCCGUUACGUCACGGCAGUCCUGGCAGUCACAAAAGCCAAGACUCCGGAUUCUCCGAUUCUGAUAGUUCUCCGCCAGUUUCACAGUAUUAUUCAUCACCGGAUAACUCUGACAGAAAUAAGUCAUCUGGUAGUAAUGAUUCGAAUAAUAAUGAAAAUAUCACUGUUAAGCAAGCUAUAGAUUUUGAGAGUCAAGAUGUUACUGACAGUCCAAACACAAAUAGUCCAGUGACGCCAACACCGAAACCUCGCUUACGCAGUAGCAGUGUUAUACAGACUCCAUAUGAUCUUCAAAAAUAUUGUGAAGUACAUCACGAUAAAGAGCACUUGGAACUCCUAAAAGAUAAUAACAAUGACGAAAUAAGUAAGUAUCCUUCUCCAAAGAAUAUGAAUAGCCCGUUGCCGGAUGAUAACAGAAAUAAAAGUAGUGACAAAAUUAUUUGUCCUAAAUCUACUAACAAUAUUAGUAAUAAAGAAAAUAAUUUAAAUACAAGUGCAAUAGAAAAAGAUACCAAAGAUAUAUCUGUAAUUAAUAAGAACUUAAAUGUAUUAAGCCCCUCAAAAAAGUACCCUCCGAAAAAGUUUGUUUCUAGUACGGAUAGCACUAAAAUCAGCAAAGUAGCGAAAGUGAAGGACUUAGAAACAAGUAAAAAUAAAUCAGAUGAUAGCUUGGAAUAUAUCAAAUUGGCUCACAAUAAUGAAAUAGCAGUUAAUAAUCAACCAAGAAAUAGAACACCUAUUUCUAAUGUCUCUUAUGUACCUACUGAAAGAAUUAUAGCUGUCAAACCUGAAUACAGGCGAAGUAUGUCAAAUGAAGAUGAAACACCAAUCUGUACAACACCCAAAUUUCAGAGAAACAGAUUAAAUCAAUCAUUAAACUUUGAAGCACAGAGGCUAGAUCAACAAAUAUUAGACAUUCACGAAGGGUACCAUUCUUUAGGAUACAUUGAUGAGAAUGAUUUACAGGAAGAAAAGAAAAUGUAUCCAAAAGAACAAAUGCACAAACCCACGAAAGCCAUACUAGCCAAGAAUAUAUUGGAUAGCUUGCAUUUAAAGCCAACAAAGAAAGCUGGGCCCAAAGCCAAACAAAGAAUGGCAGCCAAAGAAAAGACAAAAGAUCUUUUAAGGAUAUUUCCAUCGAAAAAAGGUAAAACUGAAGUAGCAGAAAAUCAAGCUGGUGGUAUACUCGAUGGAAGUCGGGUACCAGCUCUUGGCCUACCCAGAACAAUAGACCAAAACUCAUGGGUGAUCGUAGGCCACCCACAAAAAGAAAUGCUGAUACCUCACUACAAUGAAAGGCUAAUUGGUACUGAAAGUGAAUUACAAGCCAACAAAGACAAAUCAAGCAGUGACGAGAGUCUCAAAUUUAGAAAGGUCACACCACCGCUGGAGUUCCAAGAUAAGCAAAAGACACCGUAUGAGACAAACACGAAAAUCAAUAAAAGUUUAACGCAUGACACUAAACGAGAAAAAUUAAAAGAUGAAGAGAUGAAUUUUGCCGAUUUACAACUAGACUUAGCUUGUACCUCCACACCAAAAAUGUUGGCGCCUCAAGACUACAUGAACGGCGCCCAAAGCGGUUCCAAAAAUGUGAGACGCGUGAACCUAUUAGAGAACUUCAAUAGCAGCGGGCUUGUAUUGAAUAAUCAAAACGAGAUACUAUAUAGAGAAAGGAGUAUAGACCAGACGACUUUGGAGAGAUUAUGUGACCGGAAGCCCGAGCCAGUGCAGUAUUGGUUAUGUGACCUAGUUGGUUCCUGCGAGAACGAGUGUAUGACGACGUUGCAAAGCAAGCCGUUAGGCGCAGAAAUGAAAGCACUAGUCUCGGCCAGUUCAGCAACAAUUACGGGGAACAUCAAAAAAGUCCAAACUCACGGUCAGAUUAUAGUCCACCAGUACAGUGACGUCUUGAGGCAAAUGGAAUUGAAGCAAAUCAGCGAAGAACAGAUAUGCCUAUUAGUCGCAAAUAUCAAUGAAUUCGUUCUGGCACAUAGUAUAACCUUAAACACGAAGCCCCCAGGCGAAACGCCAGAGAGAUGGGACAAAAUCAAAAUGUCCUUGCAGCUGUAUUUGCAGAAGUUAAUAGAUAUAGGUGAGGACGUCAAGAUUGAGUUGAACGAGUCCUGUCCCGAGUGGAACCUGGUCGAGAAACAUAUAGAUACGUUGAUCGGUAUCUUCUUGGAAACAACAAAGGCUGUUCUUGUUCAGCAGAUGAAGACACUGGUUUCAAUAAUCGAAGAGCCACCGUCGGACAUGAUUUUGAAAAGCACACUUACUUCAAUCGGCCACUUGGCUAUGCUAAGUGGUAAUACCGAGGGAAAUCUUCACGACAAGUGCACGAAGAUCAUCAAGAGUAUCACCGACCUGCCAUUCGUGGACUGUGGGGUGCCCCGGGCGCUUUUAACAGCUAUUAUUGAGUCAAAUAAAAGUUCUGUUAAAGCUCUGUCUUUGAGGGCGUUAGCUACUGUUUGUAUUACGGGUGAAGCUAUCAAACAGUUUGAAGAGGGCGGUGGUAUAGAAAUCUUGUCGGAUAUACUGUCAGACGAAUCGAACCCGGAGCCGCAAAUGCGUGAGGCGAUCACUGUUCUGACUCAAAUCACUGCGCCGUGGUUGAGGGGUCACCACGACUUAACACAGCUACAUGUAUAUUUGAACACGAUCGUGAAUAAUAUUACUGGCCUGCUCUUCCGAACCGAGUGUUGCCAGCUUCUGUUACUAUGUACAGCUUGUCUCGUGAACUUAGUCCGCGAACUGGAGUUGGAAAAAGAGGAAUCUAGCAACUCUGACAUCAUAGAAGUGCUGACACGUCACCGUACCGUUGAGCGUCUCCUUGAUGCUAUUAAACGUCGUGGGCCGAAUAUUUCUGUGUUCUUACAGGAACAAACAGCAUCGCUCCUUUCAUCACUAUCCCGAGUGAACCGAAUGAUCCUUCACCUGUCGUGUAUUCCGUCAGCCAGUGUAGCACUCGUGUGUUUCGUCCGAGCUGCGCCCGCGCAUGCUCCAAGGGCUGCAGAGAUGCGCGCGCAGCAUCGACUGCAUUGCCAUGCUGCUGAAGCUAUAUCCAGACUCACCGUCGUCUCUGAAGUGGCCCAACAAAUAGUUCAACUAGAGGGCGUUCCCCAUCUCACCCGUUUAGUUAGGAUGCAGAGAACGCGCCCUCACGUCGAUACAAACCCGGACCAGACGUUGAUUCAUUGUUUAAAAGCCUUAAGAACGAUAUACAAACAUCAACCGGAUGCUUUUAAAGACUACCAGAAGGACGUGGAUGAUAUGAUUCGGCCACAUUUGAUGGAAUCUCUGAUGCUCUUCUCGGCAAAGCAAGAGAGUUAUGUUUGA
Messenger RNA from Pieris macdunnoughi, 3546 nucleotides. NCBI's taxonomy places the organism in Eukaryota, Metazoa, Arthropoda, Insecta, Lepidoptera, Pieridae. The record is from the annotation of a GenBank genome assembly.